Messenger RNA from Drosophila arizonae, 2106 nucleotides. RefSeq lists its product as uncharacterized. Lineage: Eukaryota; Metazoa; Arthropoda; Insecta; Diptera; Drosophilidae. The record is from RefSeq and is a predicted model, not a curated record.
UAAAAUAAAAUAAUUUGUUUUUUUCAAUAUAAUUUAUUACUUAAAUAAACAUUUGCUGUUUACCUUGUGUGUGCAGUGGGAAGAAGCAAGAAGAAGAAGAAGCAGCAGCAGCAGCAAAUAGUUCAAAGAAGAGAGACUUAAACAGUCUGCAAGCGAAGCUUUGAAUGCGAUUCAUACGCACACACUUGCAGUCGCUCACGCACAUACACACACAGUCACAGUCGAAGUUACAGACACAGACACAUCGCACAAUGACCUUGCCAACCAAUACAAAUGCAGCGAAUGGAAACGGCUGUGGCGGCGGCAGCGGCAAUGGCAGCAGCAGCGAUGAUGAUUCGGACAUGUUCGGACCGCCACGCUGCUCACCCCCCAUUGGUUAUCACCAUCAUCGUUCGCGCGUGCCAAUGAUCUCGCCGAAGCUGCGUCAGCGCGAGGAACGUAAACGCAUCCUGCAGCUGUGCGCCCACAAGCUGGAGCGAAUCAAGGACUCUGAAGCGAACCUGCGCCGCAGCGUCUGCAUCAAUAACACCUAUUGCCGACUUACCGAUGAGCUGAGACGUGAGAAGCAAAUGCGUUACCUGCAGAAUUUGCCAAAAACCGAUAACAACAGCAGCACGGAAUUGGCGCGUGAGAACCUCUUCCAGCCCAACAUGGACGAUGCCAAGCCAAUGAACAACAACAGCAACAACAACAACAGCAUCACAAACAACAACAACAACAAUAAGCCUUACGGUGAUGUUAGCGGCGCACGCACCAUUUGCUCCAUUGAGAAUCAUCAGUCGUCGCAGUUGCUGCGUCAUGGUGCCACGCCCCCAGCUACUAAUAGCAACACAAUGUCCUCUUCCAAUUCCACCUCCGCCUCCGCUUCCGCCUCAUCCUCCUCCUCCUCCUCAUCGUCCUCGAUUGUGGCCGCUGCCGCCGCUGCUGCUGCGGCCGCACGCAAGCGCCAUCUAUCGAACAGCAAUCUGGUGAACGAUCUGGAGAUACUCGACCGCGAGCUGAGCGCCAUCAAUGCGCCAAUGCCGCUAAUAGAUCCAGAGAUAACCCAGGGCGCCGAGCAGUUGGAGCGGGCAGCGCUGUCGGCGUCGCGGAAGCGCAUGCGCAGCAACAGCGAGGACGAGAGCGAUCGGCUGGUGCGCGAGGCGCUCUCACAGUUCUAUAUACCGCCACAGCGGCUCAUCUCGGCCAUUGAGGACUGUCCGUUGGAUGUUGUGGGGCUCGGCGCCGGCGUCGGCAGCAACAGCGACCAAAUUGGCAUCGGCAGCAACAAUCACAAGCGCGUCAAGCUGAGCACCAGCAGCUGUGGCGGCUGUGGUGGCGUCAGUGGCAGUGGUGCUGUCGUUGGUGGUGGUGGUGGUGGUUGUGGUCCGGCCGACCACAUUGAGCUGGUCAACUUCGAUAUGAAUCAGAAUCAAAAGGACUUCGAGGUCAUCAUGGACGCACUGCGUCUCGGCACGCCCACACAGCCGAGCAGCGGCAGCGACUCGUGCGGCCAGGCGGCCAUGAUGAGCGAAUCGGCGAGCGUGUUUCAUAAUCUGGUUGUCACCUCGCUGGAGACAUGAAAGUAUCAGUAAGGGAUGCUGGAUAGACCCCAACCAACCAACCAACCAACCAACCAACAACAACAAAAGCAAAAGCAGAAGCAAGAGCCAACGCAAAAGCAAAAGCAAAAACAAAAACAAAAUGAAACAUUUUUACAAUUAGACAAGACAAAGAGCAAAGAGUUUUUUUUAGGCUUAAUAUUUAGCAUUAGUUAUAAGCUAAGAUCUAAGCAUUACCUACUAAGCUAGCAACUAAGACCCAAUUUACCGUUAGGCAGCGCUAGAGAGCAAGAACAAGAGAAGGAAAAUCUUCGCAUAGAUUGUAAUUGAUAACUGAAUUUUAUGUUUUUGCUUAUAUUUGCGUUUCGUUUCGGGCAGCUGCAAGUCGGUGUUGCAAUUACGACUUGGCCUACAAGAUCAACAAGAUGAACAACAACAAUACGAAGAAGAAGAAGAAAUAGAAACAUGGAAAAACACAAAUAAUUGUCUCGCAAUUUGUACAAAACUUUUGUUUCAAUAACAUUUUGUGUGGAAACACAUAACAAAAUCAAAGAAUUUGUAGUCA